GGGGCUUUUAUUUUGAACCCUUAACGUCCAGGAAUCAUUUCCUGGACCCAACGACGUUCUCUUUAGCAGCUGUCACAUUUCGAACAAGAGGUUUGGAUUGUCGGCCCAUAACAUAACCUGCCAGCGAGCAAACAGCCAUGGCCCGUGGACAUCAGAAGAUUCAGUCCCAGCAAAAGAACGCCAAAAAGCAGGCAGAUCUGAAGAAAGCCAAGGGACAUGACCAGAAGACCGCCGCAAAGGCAGCGCUGGUCUAUACCUGCGGCGUCUGCAAGUCACAAAUGCCAGAUCCGAAAACAUUCAAGCAACACUUUGAAAGCAAGCACCCCAAGUCCCCCCUCCCUCCAGAGCUUGUGGAUGUGGAGGCGUGAAUUGUCCUAGGUGUGUGUUUGUAUGCGUGUUGUGUAGGUAUGUAUGUGUGUGUGUUUGCAAGCGUGUGUAUGUGUCUCAGGAAAACCACCGUACAGCAGGCUUUGUUCUCUGACCAUCAACACUGGAAGCCUCUUUUUCACUGCUUUUGAAAAGACAUCUGCCUACAAAAUCUCUAGCCUGCAACAUAUACAGCAAUCCUUAAUACUUAUGAAAUGUGUACCUCUAAAAGGCCUAAGUGUUCUUACAAUCAUAGCAUGCUUGCAGAGCCAGACAUCUCGUGGAUUUGCUCAGUUGCCCACAGUUGUUGACAGGAUAAUGCAAGCAUUGGGUUUCAAGUAACACGAUAAAGAACCAUUCAACACCAGCAUUAGAUUGAGUAAUUACUCUUUACUCUGUAGCAUUUCAUGCUUUCAUUGUGUGUUGAAUCAAUCUAAACAUUAUUGGAAUGGCCAUCUAAUGUUUGUAAAGAGUUAAAAACUGUAAUUGAGAUAACCACUAAAGAUUUCAAUAUAAACUUUGUAUUUAUGCUGUGCUCUUUCCAUCCCCUCCUUCAACAAAAUUGAAUAAAUGUUAAAUUUCUAUUUUGUGUGAUUUAGAGAUUGGAGAGAUUACAGAGGAUGAUUGAGAGAUUGUACCGGGAACUUACCUUUAAUGAGUGCAUAAUGAAGGCCUUUGUUGGUUGUAUAUGUAGACCUGUCUCAUUGCAGUUGCAGACCCUUCUCCUGAAGGGUCUUCAUUUUAAGUUGGUUGCUUGGCUUGCAGAGAUCCCUGAUCCAAAGAACUUGUUGUUUAGAGUGUCCACAGUAAAUGAUGAAGGGAACUCAUUUCUCUGACAUACGAGUUCAAGCUGAUGUGUUAGCCUUGUGAUCGCAAAAGCAGUUGCUGUGACAAAAAAGGCCUGUUGAAUGCUUUGCGUCUGUCAUGUCUGAAUAUGAAUAAAUCCUAUAAAUUCAAAAAUGA
Alosa alosa (allis shad) is the source of this 1329-nucleotide messenger RNA. It is a transcript of the gene znf706, whose product is annotated as zinc finger protein 706. Lineage: Eukaryota; Metazoa; Chordata; Actinopteri; Clupeiformes; Clupeidae. The coding region runs from base 138 to 368 and encodes 76 amino acids. The transcript is spliced from 3 exons. The record is from RefSeq and is a predicted model, not a curated record.